GGUGGUUUGUAGUCAUCUUGAAGAAGAGAUUUGAGGUUUUACUUCUAUCUCAAGCAGUCAUGACCAUGAAGGAAAUUAAAGAAGAAGGCUUUGAUGAUUUUCUCCAAGAGUAUUCAAAGCGAACCCAAGAGGAUGAUUCAACCAGCAAAGAAGAAAUGAGUCCUGCAAUAAAAAUGGAAGAGGAGUCCAAUGUUACAGGAAACAGUCAUGAUGGUAUGACGUCUAUCAGGAAGGUGUCAGAAUCAUCUAAACUGGUUACAAAAAAGAUGGAGAUCAAAGAAGAAGAUGAUGAUUUUCUCCAAGAGUAUUUAUGGCAACCACGACAGGAUGAUUCAACCAGCACAACAACCUGCAAAAAAGAAACGAGUUCUGCAAUGGACAUUAAAGAGGAAGAGGAGUCCAAUGUUACAGGAAACAGUCAUGAUGGAAUGAAGUUUUCCAGCAAGGAGUCAGAAUCAUCCCAACUGGUCACAUACAAGACGGAGAUCAAAAGAGAGGACUUUGAAGUCUCCUUGCACAGAAUACAAGAGAAUGAUGACACAAAAUCAUCUUUCUUUAAGGAAGAAAAUUGUUCAUCCGUGGAUAUUGAAGAAGAAAUUGACCAUAACCUGAUCGAGAAUGGCAACAAUGGCAUGUCCCCUACAAGUGCCCCUGUGGUCAACAUGCAUACUGGGAGGACAUUUUUGUGCACCACAUGUGGAAAGAUGUUUAGUUAUGUAGCACAUUUAAGGAGACACCAGAGGCUUCAUACUCAUACUGGUGAAAAGACUUACCCUUGUAAAACAUGUGGGAAAUGUUUUACAACAAAGGAUACUCUUCAGGCACACCUGAGGAUUCAUACUGGAGAAAAGUCUUUCCCAUGUACAACAUGUGGAAAGACGUUUCUACGAAAAGGUGGACUUCAGAAACACCUGAUGACUCAUACUGGAGAAAAGCCUUUCCCAUGUAUAACAUGUGGAAAAUCCUUCAGAGAAGGAGGAACUUUAAGAAGACACCAGAUGAUUCAUACAGGUCAAAAGCCUUUUUCAUGUAUCACAUGUGGAAAAACAUUUAGAGACACAAGCAAUUUAAAAACACAUCAGAGGACUCACACUGGUGAAAAGCCUUACGUAUGUGCCACAUGUGGAAAGGCCUUUACACGGGCAAGUUGUUUAAAGAUUCACCAGAGUACCCACACUGGUGAAAGAUCAAUGUGCCACUGAGUAGAUUGGGCAGAUAUGUGUAAAUAAAAAAAGGGGGGGUUUUGGUAACAUUAUUAGAAUGCUUAACAUACUGUAUGUAAAUGAUUGCACUGCUAUAAUAUGAAGGAAAAAUGUGCAAUUUCUUAAAAGGUUCUUUUUAAUUUAAAUAUCCUUAAGUAUUCUUGUGUGCUCUGACAAGACAAUUGUGCUGAAUACUUUAUUAUCUCAUUACCUUUAAGACAUCAUUUCCAAAAACAACUAAACAAAUGAGCUGAUCUCAAUUUAAAAUAACAUGCAGAAAUGUAGACCACCACUUAGAAACAUCCUGCCAUGCAUUUAAGGAUACAUGUUAAUGUUUUGACAAGAAACAUGUUGUAAUGUGACUCCAUGUAAAAAAUGAAUGUAUUGCACUCUGUAAAUGUUUAAAGAAUUAAAGAAUAAUGGAUGGAA
Messenger RNA from Engraulis encrasicolus (European anchovy), 1631 nucleotides. Its product is annotated as zinc finger protein 805-like. The record is from RefSeq and is a predicted model, not a curated record. Lineage: Eukaryota; Metazoa; Chordata; Actinopteri; Clupeiformes; Engraulidae. Gene Ontology annotation, biological process: regulation of transcription by RNA polymerase II. The transcript is spliced from 2 exons. Gene Ontology annotation, molecular function: DNA-binding transcription factor activity, RNA polymerase II-specific; RNA polymerase II cis-regulatory region sequence-specific DNA binding. The coding region runs from base 60 to 1202 and encodes 380 amino acids.